GCUAGCUAGAUGAUUUGAAUCAAUCUGAACUGCAAAUGAAUGCCUCCUUAAUUAAGGAAACUAAUUAUUACUCUACACAGUACAGUACACAAACCCUCCACAACAAUAAAAAGGAAACUAUAAAAGCCCUAGCGGCAGCCGGCGGACCGUCACCUCCCGAUCACUACUCCAUAAACGACGCCGUAGAGGAGGGAAGUUUUGGAGGAAAAUAAUUAAACACCGCCCCAUUCGCACUCUGCUUUUCCAACUGCCGCAAACUCCCAACAAUGGCGCCGCCGCGGCAGCAGCAAAAGACCAACGACGACGUGAUCGGAAUCGACCUGGGCACAACCUACUCCUGCGUCGCCUUCUCCCGCAACGGCAAGACCGAAAUCAUCGCCAACGACCAAGGCAACCGCACCACCCCUUCCUCCGUCGCCUUCUCCGCCGAAAAUUCCGAGCGCCUCGUCGGCGACGCCGCCAAGAACCAGGCCGCACUCAACCCCCGCCGCACAAUCUUCGACGCCAAGCGCCUCAUCGGAAAGAAAUUCGACGACGCCGAAGUCCAAUCCGACCUCAAAUACCUCCCCUACCCCGUCGUCAACAGAGACGGAAAACCCUACAUCGAGGUAGAGCUCAAAUCGGAGGUCAAAUCGUUCAGCCCCGAAGAAAUCAGCGCCAUGAUUUUGGGGAAAAUGAAGGAAACUGCCGAAUCCUACCUCGGGAACCCAAUCACCGGCGCCGUCGUCACCGUCCCGGCCUACUUCAACGACGCACAGAGGCAGGCGACAAAAGACGCCGGCAGAAUCGCCGGUCUGAACAUCCUCAGGAUCAUCAACGAGCCGACCGCCGCCGCGAUUGCGUACGGCCUCAACAACACCAAGCAACAAAUUGGGCGGAAAAGGAAGAAGAAGAACAGCGUGAAGAGCAAGAUUCUCGUGUACGAUUUGGGAGGCGGGACGUUUGACGUCAGUGUGAUGGAAGUAGACGGAAAAGAGUUUCGCGUGCUGGCGACUGGUGGGGACACGCAUUUAGGAGGAGGAGAUUUUGAUCAGAGAGUUUUGGAUUAUUUUAUGAAAUUGAUUAAACGAAAGCACAAGAAGGAUAUUGGUGGGGACAGCAAGGCGAUGGGGAAGUUAAGGAGGGAGUGCGAGAGGGCGAAGAGGGUGCUGAGCAGCCAGAGCGAGACUAGCAUCGAGAUAGACUCGUUGUUUCGAGGGAUGGAUUUUUCGGAGCCGCUUUCGAGGGCGAAGUUCGAGGAGUUGAAUUUGGAUCUGUUUAACAAGACAUUGGGAGUGGUGAAGGAGACGAUGGGGGAUGCGAAGAUCGAGAAGGGCGAGAUCGAUGAGAUCGUGCUGGUGGGAGGGAGCACGAGGAUUGUGAGGCUGAGGGAGAUGCUGAAGGAGAUGUUUGAUGGGAAGGAGCCGAAUAAAGGUGUUAAUCCUGAUGAAGCUGUGGCUUAUGGUGCUGCGGUGUUGGCGGCCAGUUUGAGAGGACAAGCUGCUAGGUUCGAUGUCAGUUUGUUUGACGUGACUCCGUUGAGUUUGGGGGUUAGCAUUGUUGGUGAUUUGAUGUCAACGAUGAUCCCAAGGAACAGUACUAUCCCUGCCAAGGUUACAUCGACUUUGUGGACUGUUGAGGACCAGCAGACCAGUAUUAACUUCGAGGUACUUCAAGGUGAAAGAACCCUAGCCAAGGAUUGCCUUGAGCUUGGAAGUUGCGUCGUAGAAGGCAUUCCACCGGGUCCACGGGGUGUUGGUAACGUUGAGAUUACCUUUGAGAUUGAUGCAGACGGAAUUCUAAAGGUGACUAGUAAGAACAAUGCGACAAAGAAAUCUGAAUCUUUGAUCAUUGAUAACUACAAAGGAAAUCUGAAGGAGGAAGAGGUCGAGAGGAUGAUAAUGGAAGCGGAGCAUAUGGCAGAGGAAGACAAGAAAACGAAGGAUCGUGUCGAAGCAAGGAACCGAUUGGAGAGGUAUAUAAACGACGUCAAGACGGCGGUGGGCGAUCGUAAUGUCAAUAUCAAGUGGGAUCGACGUGACAAGACCAAAGUGGAGAUUGCACUGAGAGAAGCAUCAAAAUGGUUUGAUGAAAAUGGAGGGAAUCCAUCAUCGUCUAAGGAAGAUUUCGAGAAGACAAUGAAGAAGCUGAAAGAUGUGUCUUACCAUGUCAUAAGCAAGGAUUAUGUGUGGAUCGAUGAUGAUGAUGACUGAUCGACGUGGACUAAUUUAGCCUGUUAGGGAAAAGCAAGGUUUUUGCAAAUUGCUCGACGGUUACAUUAUUAGGUUUUGAGUACUUAUUGACGUUUUACUUGCUAACUAGCAUUAGUUAGGUUUAAAGUUUCAAAAUGGUUUGUGGGAUUCACACCUUUAUUCGGCUCCUUCCCAUUGAACAUCUCCCUCGGCUUCACAAUCCUAGUGCUCCCUCCCACAAGCACGAUCACAUCGAACCUCAUUAUACGCAAGGUUUAUAUGUAGAUUAGUGAGGACUUAUCGACAUAGGUUAAUUAAUGCUCAUCUGUCACUUCAUUAGUUUUGGAGUUAAUUGACAUUUUGGUGGUUAUUUUUUGUUUUAUGUGACAUUUUGUUAGUUUUUCUUCAUUUUCUUAAUGAAAAAUAUAGGGUUGG
Messenger RNA from Linum trigynum, 2606 nucleotides. The record is from the annotation of a GenBank genome assembly. NCBI's taxonomy places the organism in Eukaryota, Viridiplantae, Streptophyta, Magnoliopsida, Malpighiales, Linaceae.